Messenger RNA from Parnassius apollo (apollo), 2124 nucleotides. NCBI's taxonomy places the organism in Eukaryota, Metazoa, Arthropoda, Insecta, Lepidoptera, Papilionidae. The record is from the annotation of a GenBank genome assembly.
AUGGGGCAAUCUAUGGGUGUGGAUGAGAGGAUGGGGCAAUCUAUGGGUGUUGAUGAGAGGAUGGGGCAAUCUAUGGGUGUGGAUGAGUGGAUGGGGCAAUCUAUGGGUGUGGAUGAGAGGAUGGGGCAAUCUAUGGGUGUGGAUGAGAGGAUGGGACAAUCUAUGGGUGUGGAUGAGAGGAUGGGGCAAUCUAUGGGUGUGGAUGAGAGAAUGGGGCAAUCUAUGGGUGUUGAUGAGAGGAUGGGGCAAUCUAUGGGUAUGGAUGAGAGAAUGGAGCAAUCUAUGGGUGUGGAUGAGAGAAUGGGGCAAUCUAUGGGUGUGGAUGAGAGAAUGGGGCAAUUUAUGGGUGUGGAUGAGAGGAUGGGGCAAUCUAUGGGUGUUGAUGAGAGAAUGGGGCAAUCUAUGGGUGUUGAUGAGAGGAUGGGGCAAUUCUUGGGUGUGGACGAGAGGAUGGGGCAAUUCAUGUUUGUUGAUGAGAGGAUGGGGCAAUCUAUGGGUGUGGAUGAGAGAAUGGGGCAAUCUAUGGGUGUGGAUGAGAAGAUGGGGCAAUCUAUGGGUGUUGAUGAGAGGAUGGUUCAAUAUAUGGGUGUGGAUGAGUGGAUGGGGCAAUCUAUGGGUGUGGAUGAGAGGAUGGGGCAAUCUAUGGGUGUGGAUGAGAGGAUGGGACAAUCUAUGGGUGUGGAUGAGAGGAUGGGGCAAUCUAUGGGUGUGGAUGAGAGAAUGGGGCAAUCUAUGGGUGUUGAUGAGAGGAUGGGGCUAUCUAUGGGUGUGGAUGAGAGAAUGGAGCAAUCUAUGGGUGUGGAUGAGAGAAUGGGGCAAUCUAUGGGUGUGGAUGAGAGAAUGGGGCAAUUUAUGGGUGUGGAUGAGAGGAUGGGGCAAUCUAUGGGUGUUGAUGAGAGAAUGGGGCAAUCUAUGGGUGUGGAUGAGAGGAUGGGUCAAUCUAUGGGUGUGGAUGAGAGGAUGGGGCAAUCUAUGGGUGUGUAUGAGUGGAUGGGGCAAUCUAUGGGUGUGGAUGAGAGAAAGGGGCAAUCUAUGGGUGUGGAUGAGAGGAUGGGGCAAUCUAUGGGUGUGAACGAGAGGAUGGGGCAAUUCAUGUUUGUGGAUGAGAGUAUGGGGCAAUCUAUGGGUGUGGACGAGAGGAUGAGGCUAACUAUAGGUGUGGAUGAGAGGCUGGGGCAAUCUAGGGGUGUGAAUGAGAGGAUGGGGCAGUCUAUGGAUAUGGACGAGAGGAUGGGGCAAUUAAUGGGUGUGGAUGAGAGGAUGGGGCAGUCUAUGGAUAUGGACGAGAGGAUGGGGCAAUCUAUGGGUGUGGAUGAGAGGAUGGGGCAGUCUAUGGAUAUGGACGAGAGGAUGGGGCAAUCUAUGGGUGUGCAUGAGAGGAUGGGACAAUCUAUUGGUGUGAAUGAGAGGAUGGGGCAGUCUAUGGAUAUGGACGAGAGGAUGGGGCAAUCUAUGGGUGUGGAUGAGAGGAUGGGGCAGUCUAUGGAUAUGGACGAGAGGAUGGGGCAAUCUAUGGGUGUGGAUGAGAGGAUGGGACAAUCUAUGGGUGUGAAUGAGAGGAUGGGGCAGUCUAUGGAUAUAGACGAGAGGAUGGGGCAAUCUAUGGGUGUGGAUGAGAGGAUGGGACAAUCUAUGGGUGUGGAUGAGAGGAUGUGGCAAUUUAUGGGUGUUGCUGAUAGGAUGGGGCAAUUCAUGUUUGUGGAUGAGAGGUUGGGGCAAUCUAUGGGUGUGGAUGAGAGGAUGAGGCAAUCUAUGGAAGUGGACGAGAGGAUGGGGCAAUCUAUGGGUGUCGAUGAGAGGAUGGGGCAAUUAAUGAGUGUGGAUGAAAGGACGAGGCAAUCUAUGAAUUUGGACGAGAGGAUGGGGCAAUCUAUGGAUGUGGUCGAGAGGAUUGGGCAAUCUAUGGGUGUGGAUGAGAGGAUGAGGCAAUCUAUGGGUGUGGAUGAAAGGUCUUUCCAAUUCAUGUGUGUGGAUGAGAGGAUGAGGCAAUCUAUGGGUGUGGACGAGAGGUUGGGGCAAUUCAUGGGUGUGGAUGAGAGGAUGAGGCAAUCUAUGGAUUUGGACGAGAUGAUGGGGCAAUUCAUGGGUGUGUAUGAGGAUGAGGCAAUUUAUGGAUGUGGAUGA